Molecule: messenger RNA, 671 nt
Organism: Parasteatoda tepidariorum (common house spider)
Lineage: Eukaryota; Metazoa; Arthropoda; Arachnida; Araneae; Theridiidae
Product: 60S ribosome subunit biogenesis protein NIP7 homolog
Biological process (GO): ribosome assembly
Cellular component (GO): nucleus
Molecular function (GO): RNA binding
Source: RefSeq, a predicted model, not a curated record
ANGCUAUUAAUAUAUAAAUUCUAAUUUAUUUUUUUUAAUUACUUAAUUUAUUAUUACAAAAAUGCGACCACUUACUGAUGACGAAACUAGAACCUUGUUUGAAAAAUUAGCAAAAUACAUUGGAGAAAAUGUGAAAAUGCUAAUAGAUCGACCAGAUGGAAUUUAUUGUUUCAGACUUCAUGGAAAUAGAGUGUUUUAUAUCAGUGAAAAGAACAUGAAAUUGGCCUGUAAUGUACCAAGAGAUGAUCUUGUUAGCUUUGGAACCUGUUUUGGGAAAUUUAACAAAGCCAUGCAGUUCAAGAUUCAAAUCACUGCUUUAGAUUUUAUUGCUCCUUAUGCAAAGAAUAAAAUAUGGCUCAAACCUAAUGCUGAACAACAAUUUCUAUAUGGUCACAAUGUUUUAAAAACUGGCCUCGCUAGAAUAUCUGAAAGCACUUUAAGGUAUCAAGGAGUGGUUGUGUACUCAAUGAAUGAUUUGCCAUUGGGUUUUGGAGUUGCUGCAAAGUCUGCAGAAGACACUAGAAAAACAGAUCCUUUAGGUGUAAUUGUGUAUCAUCAAGCAGAUAUAGGGGAAUAUCUUAGAAAUGAAGAACAUUUAUCUUAGUAUCAUACUUAUUUUUGUAUCAUUUGUAUAUAAUGAGAAUUAAAGUUUUUAAAAUAUUGCUUAUAAA